AUGGCAGCUGUUGCUUUUAUUUCCUCUAAAAAUUUGGCAACAGUGGCUAACAACAUUAAAGUUAAGAAGUGCGCUGCUUAUAUUUUUGUUGAUUAUUGCAAACUUCAAGGUUUUUGAGUGUUUAUCAAAUGGCAACUGAAGAGGAACAGCUUAGCCAGGUAAUAUUGCCGGUAAAGGAGCCGCUGGAUCUCAUACGUCUCAGUCUGGAUGAGAAGGUGUAUGUGAAGAUGCGGAAUGAGCGGGAACUGAGGGGAAGAUUGCAUGCAUUCGAUCAGCACUUGAAUAUGGUGCUGGGCGAUGCCGAGGAGACUGUCACCACUGUGGAGAUCGACGAGGAGACGUACGAAGAGGUGUACAAGACAACGAAACGCACAAUUCCCAUGCUGUUUGUUCGAGGAGACGGCGUCAUUUUAGUCUCUCCGCCCAUGCGAGUGGGGUAGGGGGAGGGGCAGGAGCUGACCUUGAACACAGUUAAUUUUAAUUCGCCGCAUUUAUACAACUUGUAUUAAGAUUGGAUUUUAAUAAAAUGCCUAUGAAAUUGUAGCU
This is a messenger RNA of Drosophila innubila, 546 nucleotides long. It is a transcript of the gene LSm3, whose product is annotated as U6 snRNA-associated Sm-like protein LSm3. NCBI's taxonomy places the organism in Eukaryota, Metazoa, Arthropoda, Insecta, Diptera, Drosophilidae. The record is from RefSeq and is a predicted model, not a curated record. Gene Ontology annotation, cellular component: precatalytic spliceosome; Lsm1-7-Pat1 complex; U4/U6 x U5 tri-snRNP complex. The transcript has 2 exons. Bases 129 to 440 code for a protein of 103 amino acids. Gene Ontology annotation, molecular function: RNA binding. Gene Ontology annotation, biological process: mRNA splicing, via spliceosome; P-body assembly.